CUAUAUUUGGUAUAAAGUAGUGUAGAUAUUGUCAGUUGGGAGGUUGAGCCUCGCUUAAUCAGAUAAGCUUCAGCUUCGAGCUAUCGACAUCUCCACAAGAAAUAAUCCCAAAAACCACCAGCACGACCUCCCACGCCCACUAAUCCACUCAAUUCCUCUCCUCAUCCUCCAUCAGCAUCUCCAGGCGCCGCCACGAUGAUCCGCGUGCCCUACAACCUCAAAGCCGCGCCCGCGCUGAUCCUCCCGCCGACUGCAAACACCCUGCCUGCCGCGAUCGCCGCGACAAAAGCAUUUCUGGACCCGAGCACCGGCUCGACGGCGGUGAUCACCGGAGCCGGCGUCUCGGUCGAGUCCGGGAUACCAGACUACCGCGGGCCGACGGGGACGUACACUGUCAACAAGGGGUACCGGCCGAUUUUCUACUCGGAGUUUAUCGAUCGUCAUGACGUGCGCAAGAGGUAUUGGGCGCGCAGUUUUCUGGGGUGGGAGGCGGUGCGGCAGGCGAAGCCGAAUAGGGUGCAUCGGUAUAUAGGUGAACUGAUGAAGGAAGGCUGGAUAAGCAGUUUAGUAACUCAGAAUGUCGACUCACUACACUCCCACUACGUCCCCGACGUCACAGAAAUCCACGGCUCCCUCGCCUCCGUCGUCUGCAUGACCUGCCACACCUCGAUCCCGCGCGUCGACCUGCAGACCCAACUCGCGGAGCUGAACCCGGCCUGGGCCGAUCUCCUCCAACAAGAGCUCGACCGGCUCGCGCGCGCCAAAUCCGCCGUCCGCGACCCGAUCAAGGAUUUCAGACUAAACCCGGACGGCGACCUCGAGCUCCCGGACUCGAUCCGGUACGACGACUUCAAGUACCCUGCCUGUCCCGCCUGCGUGGGCAGCGGCGUCGCGCACGUCGAUAUCGGCGACGGCAUGUCGUGGUCGCUCGAGAACCAGGACGUGUCGGUGCCGCAUUCGAAGCGGAAGUGUAAGGACGUCGGCGUGUUGAAGCCAAACGUGGUGUUUUUUGGCGAGAACGUGGAUCCUGAUAUGCGGGCGGCGGCGGAGCGCAAGAUGAGCGAGGCGGAUAAGAUCUUGGUGGUCGCGAGUUCGCUGGCGACGUACUCUGCGUUCAGACUGAUCAAGGAGAAUAAAUUGGCCGGGAAAGCCGUCGGGGUUAUAAAUAUGGGUCCGGUCAGAGGCGAGCAUGAUUUACUGGGCGAGGGUGAUCUCAGGUUAUCGUUUUUGGCGGGCGAUGUGUUGGGUGGAGUAUGGGAUUCGUUGCGCAAGGCGCAGCAUCGGAACCAGCAUCAAGCGCAUCUAUAGCUGCUGGAGAACUGUAAAUAUACAUGCUGU
Molecule: messenger RNA, 1338 nt
Organism: Myxozyma melibiosi
Lineage: Eukaryota; Fungi; Ascomycota; Lipomycetes; Lipomycetales; Lipomycetaceae
Product: DHS-like NAD/FAD-binding domain-containing protein
Exons: 2
Coding region: 196-1308 (370 amino acids)
Cellular component (GO): nucleus
Molecular function (GO): NAD+ binding
Source: RefSeq, a predicted model, not a curated record